This is a messenger RNA of Rhinocladiella mackenziei CBS 650.93, 795 nucleotides long. Its product is annotated as protein GZF3. Gene Ontology annotation, molecular function: zinc ion binding; DNA-binding transcription factor activity, RNA polymerase II-specific; RNA polymerase II cis-regulatory region sequence-specific DNA binding. NCBI's taxonomy places the organism in Eukaryota, Fungi, Ascomycota, Eurotiomycetes, Chaetothyriales, Herpotrichiellaceae. Bases 1 to 795 code for a protein of 264 amino acids. The record is from RefSeq and is a predicted model, not a curated record. Gene Ontology annotation, biological process: negative regulation of transcription by RNA polymerase II; positive regulation of transcription by RNA polymerase II. The transcript is spliced from 2 exons.
AUGGCGGCUUCACUGCCCGGGACUGACCAUAACCUGCCUUUCACACAGCCCGUUUGCCAGAACUGUCAGACAUCGACCACUCCGCUAUGGCGACGCGACGAAGCCGGUUCGGUCCUCUGCAACGCCUGCGGACUUUUCCUCAAACUCCACGGCCGACCUCGCCCAAUCAGCCUCAAGACCGAUGUAAUCAAAAGUCGCAACCGAGUCAAGACUGCCAACCAAGGGCCUAAAAGGAAGUUCGAAUCAAAUGGCCAUACUCCCGCUCAGGCCGAAAUGGCCACUCCUCCAAAUGGAGUCAACGCACAUCGUCGCGUCUCCCAGAUGGCUGCCUCUGUCACUUCUGACCGGUCGCAUUCUCCCGUUUCCCGGAGUGGGACACCUGGCGCACAGCACGAUCCCAAUAUUGCACCCCAGCACCUCUUUGAUUCCGCUGCGGCGGUGAAUGACCACCAGUACAACGGAUCUCCUUCCCUACCCGCUCUCCACCUCAGCCAACACUCUCCAAGCGCAAUUUCCAUCAAUAAUGACCGCCAUCUGGAAGCGCCCAUGAGUUAUGAUCAGCUAAUGGCUGCAAAUACCAACCUCCGAACUCGCGUCUCUGAACUAGAGGUAAUCAACAUGGUAUAUUCCGACAACGAGAACAAUCUUCGCACCGAGCGAGAUCGAGCCAUACAGGAGCGAGACGACUUGAAGCGAAAAGUCGCAGAGUUGGAGAAACAGCUUCAAGAUAUUACUAGUAAUGACCAGGGACCCCAUUCGAAAAAGCCACGACUAUCACACGAACCCCAGGAAUGA